Messenger RNA from Arabis nemorensis, 441 nucleotides. NCBI's taxonomy places the organism in Eukaryota, Viridiplantae, Streptophyta, Magnoliopsida, Brassicales, Brassicaceae. The record is from the annotation of a GenBank genome assembly.
AUGUUUAUUGAAUCUGUGAUUAGAUUUUCUCAGUUAAUCGGAGAAUCAAUCAUUAUCGCAACCGUCGUCGUCUACGCUCUCCGUCUCUUCCUCAGAUUCGCUUCUUUCCUCGCGAGCCGACCUUGGCGUCGUUACCGUACAUUCACGGUUCGCCGUCGCCGGAGAUGGUGGAAAAACACGGCGGAGGAAAACAAUUCGCCGCCGUAUUGUUCGAUUUGUCUAUUAGACGCGGCGGAGGGAGAGAAGAUGAGGCGGUUAACGGUGUGUCGUCACUGUUUUCACUCCGAUUGUAUCGAUCCGUGGAUUGGGAGACGGUCCACGUGUCCUCUUUGUAGAACUCAGAUUCCGCCGGUGCCGCCGGGAAAUCCGUUGAUCGCGCUUUUUGUUCCUCCCGGAGUUAUAGAGUUGUUUACUAAAGGAACGGUCGUCUCCGACACGUAG